GUGCUCAUGUCGAGUAACGUUAGUUGUUCUGCCAUGAACGAGGCCUGUUGUAAGCUGCAGGUUAUUGACACAGAUAACAAGGUGUGAGGAGAAGUAAUAGCGAUCGAGGUUCCUCGUUUUUAAGGGUAACUCGUCGACAGUAAUUAGUUGAAUAUAUCAAUUGCCUGGCAUUUUAACGAUAGUAAUUUUCUUCUAUGCUGACUCGUUAGCAAGCUAGUGUUUAACACGCCGCCUGGAGCAGCCAGUGUGGGCAGCAAAACAGGCUUAGCGGGCACUCGGUUGUUAUUUUUUGGGAGGCUGUGUGAUCAUUGGCAGAGUUCAAUACACCAGCUUGCAGAAUAAUAGCUAGUUUCACCGCGGAGGACUUUGCAUUUCAGCCUGGAUGAGCAUCGGCUCCCAGUACACAACAUUUUGCCAACAAGCUUAAGGAAUCGAGGUGCUGAAGAGUGACUGCUGUCCCCCCUUCGUCUGACAUCCUCAUUUCUCGCCGACACUGUUCCCCUCCCCCGACCUCCCUGUCCGCCCCACCCUGAACCCCAACAUACGCCCACCCGCAGCAUGAACGAGGUCACCGUGGUCCGAGAGGGAUGGCUCCACAAGCGAGGUGAGUAUAUUAAGACCUGGAGGCCCCGCUAUUUUAUCCUGAAGAGUGAUGGCUCCUUCAUUGGCUACAAGGAGAAGCCAGAGAUCUCCGAGCCCAACCUUCCACCCCUCAACAACUUCUCAGUGGCGGAAUGCCAACUGAUGAAGACAGAGAGGCCCAGGCCAAACACGUUUGUCAUCCGCUGCCUGCAGUGGACCACGGUCAUCGAGCGCACUUUUCACGUAGACAGUAACGCAGAGAGGGAGGAAUGGAUACGAGCGAUUCAGGCUGUAGCCAAUGGGCUUAAGACACAAGAGGAAGAACCAAUGGACAUCAACUUCGGUUCCCCCGGUGACAACAGCCUGGAGGGCAUGGAGGCUGCCAUUGCCCGGUCCCGCACUAGAGUGAACAUGAGUGACUUCGACUACCUAAAGCUUCUGGGAAAGGGCACAUUUGGCAAGGUGAUCCUUGUAAAGGAGAAGGCCACGGGCAUGUACUACGCCAUGAAAAUCCUGCGCAAGGAAGUCAUCAUCGCUAAGGAUGAGGUGGCACACACGGUUACUGAAAGCAGAGUCCUACAGAACACAAGGCAUCCCUUCCUCACGACACUAAAGUAUGCCUUCCAAACUCAUGACCGCCUGUGUUUUGUGAUGGAAUAUGCAAAUGGCGGAGAGCUGUUCUUUCACUUGUCCCGGGAAAGAGUAUUCACGGAGGACAGAGCCCGGUUCUAUGGUGCUGAGAUAGUAUCUGCACUGGAAUACUUGCAUUCGUGCGACGUCGUCUACAGGGACCUUAAGCUGGAGAAUCUCAUGCUGGAUAAAGAUGGACACAUCAAAAUAACGGACUUUGGCUUAUGCAAAGAGGGCAUUACCAAUGAGGCUACAAUGAAGACCUUUUGUGGAACUCCAGAAUACCUUGCUCCUGAGGUGCUGGAGGACAAUGACUACGGUCGUGCAGUGGACUGGUGGGGUCUGGGUGUGGUCAUGUACGAGAUGAUGUGUGGCCGACUGCCCUUCUACAACCAGGACCACGAGCGUCUGUUCGAGCUCAUCCUGAUGGAGGAGAUCCGCUUCCCUAGGAACCUCUCGCCCGAGGCCAAGGCUCUGCUGGCCGGCCUGCUCAAGAAGGACCCCAAGCAGAGGCUUGGAGGAAGUCCAGAAGACGCCAAAGAGGUCAUGACCCACAAGUUCUUUGUCACCAUCAACUGGUCAGAUGUUCUUGAGAAGAAGCUCGUUCCACCAUUCAAGCCACAGGUGACCUCUGAGACAGAUACACGCUACUUUGAUGACGAGUUCACAGCACAGACCAUCACAGUCACGCCUCCAGACCAGUAUGACAGCUUGGACACUGAGGACCCGGACACACGCACGCACUUCCCACAGUUCUCCUACUCCGCCAGCAUAAGGGAGUGAGCCGCCCUCCCCCCUCCUCCCCCUCCCUCUCUCGCCCCCAACCAGCAGAAAGGAUGCAACAGCGACACGUAUACUAACUCUUGGACACACGAACGCCCACACACACAUACACACACACACACACAUACAUAUACAUACCGACAAACAAAUGUACUUAAAUCAAACAUCCAUGCACCAGCAGAUACUGUAAAAGAAGCAGGUCUCUUUGCGGAUUUGAUAUCGUAGCAGUGACGGACUUAAGCCGACAAGGAAGGGUGGGGGGAAGAAGGGUUGGCUGUGUUCAGUUCAGAGUGUGCCUCUGAACAGGCCCCUUGCCUUACCCGACACUACACACCGUGCACCGUGACGGCCAUACCAACGCUUCACCACCUGUCAGGUAAAGAGGAGAAAACCAAACUUGAGCACCAGCGAGUUGCAUGACGCACACUGGAACACGCGCUGAAGCACAUCCUCACACGUAUAAAUACACACACACACACACACACACACACACACACACACACACACAUAGUAACAUGUACACAAGAGAGUCCUCCCCUGGACCACCUGCACUUUCCCUGGCCAAUCGAGUGAAGAUUAGAUGAUGUGCAUACUUGUCUGGGAUGGGAGGACACGAGCAAAAUACUUAAAAAGAAAGAAAAACAUUUCCCCCCUGAUUGUUACAGUUUUCUUUUCUUUUUUUUAAAAGAAAGCCAUAUUUCUGCAAUUUUUACAAGUGCUCUUUCUGGAUUUAGCUGUUACCAAUAGUGUUGAACUGUUCCUGCAGAGGGUAAAACAGAAAAAGAGAGAGAGAAGGCGAGAAUUUGGGGAGGGACGUGUUGGAAGAAUAUUGGUGAGGGUAGUCACAGCUCUAUAUGAUCGUGUAUGUGUGUCCGGAUGUGCGCGUGUAUGUCUGUGUCUGUCUGUCUGUGUGUGUGUUGUGUGUGUGUGUGUGUGUCUAUGUACUUCUGUAUGUUCUUCAUUUGAAAAAAAAAUGUGUGAAAGCAUGUUGUGCUCUAUCUUAAGGAGUGCAAGAGAGAAUGUGAUUUGAUCAGUGAGAGUAUGUCAGAGUGUGUGUGAGAGCGCAUGUGUGUGUGACAGAGAAUGAGUGUGAAACAUUCGUCACAGAUCCACAUCUUAAAGUGUGUCUUCAUCUUUUGAUUUUGUAUAUGGGCAUAACAGUACAAGAUGGAUUCAGGGGGUGGGGAUGGGGGACAGGACACCCCAAGAUGUGACGUUAGCGCUUUAAAGGGAAAAAGGAGAGAGCUGGAGCUCUUCGGAAAGGGGAUGAGAGAACCCUCAAGAGCUGAAGCCGGGGUCCCCAUGUAUAGGGGUGGGUGGGUGGGUGGGGUCACAAAGACCCAUGUCCAGAACCAUGUCCACUUGCAAGUGUUAGAUAGCAUUUGUCCCUUUAGCUACUGGCCCAUGGAAAUGAAUGAGUAUUAAAUAUGAGUUGAUUUGUUUAAUCAUCUGUAUAAUUUUGGAGGCAUUGCUGUAAAGAGAUUUGAAGAAGAAAAAAAUGAAAAUCCAAGGAAAGAAAAAUAUAAGAAUCCAAGGAAAGAAUAUGAGAAUCUCAAUUACCCAACUGACCCUAUUUAAAUGACGAAUGCUCGCCUGAAUAAAUUGCCUGUACUUGUGUAAUGUGGCCAAGUUUGACUGAUGUCGAGGAAUAGAUGGAAAUAGGCACUUAAAAUUCAGAGACACCAUCAUUAAAUAUGCCUUUUGUUUUUGUCUUUUUUUUUUUCUUUUUUUUUUUUUUUUGGUCUUGUAGUUAG
This is a messenger RNA of Alosa sapidissima (American shad), 3749 nucleotides long. RefSeq names its product v-akt murine thymoma viral oncogene homolog 2 (gene akt2). The record is from RefSeq and is a predicted model, not a curated record. Gene Ontology annotation, biological process: protein phosphorylation. Lineage: Eukaryota; Metazoa; Chordata; Actinopteri; Clupeiformes; Clupeidae. Bases 559 to 1995 code for a protein of 478 amino acids. The transcript has 14 exons. Gene Ontology annotation, molecular function: ATP binding; protein serine/threonine kinase activity.